This is a messenger RNA of Sporothrix brasiliensis 5110, 546 nucleotides long. RefSeq lists its product as uncharacterized. The transcript has 2 exons. Bases 1 to 546 code for a protein of 181 amino acids. Lineage: Eukaryota; Fungi; Ascomycota; Sordariomycetes; Ophiostomatales; Ophiostomataceae. The record is from RefSeq and is a predicted model, not a curated record.
AUGCUCUUCAAGUCCGUCUUCUGCGUGGCUGCGGCUGCCACAUCGGCCAUGGCCGCGCCAACUGUCUUGGACCGGGCGGUCUGCACGGCCAACAAGCCCAUUGACACAUUUGCCAGCUGGGCCAACAAUACAAACAGCCUCGGUUCUGUCAGCGGUGACGACAAAACGAUGGGCUCCAUCUCCGUCAGCGGCACCACCCUGUCUCUCACGACCAAGACCACCUCCUACUUUUACGAGAACCUGCCCUGCGAGGACCUCGCUGCAGCCAGCAGUGGCUUCACGGACAUCAGCUUCAAGCUGAGCGGCCCCGCGCAGUCGUCCUUCUUGCUCGAGAUCCAGACCAAGGCCAACUGCAACGCCACCGCUCACUCCAGCGUCUUCCACAAUGUGACGGUCCCUGCUGGCACGGCCCUUAGCCAGGUCACGGUCCCGCUGUCCGACUUCACAGGUGCCAACCUGGCCGUUGCGACGUCGCUGACGUUUUCGACCUUCAACAAGACCGGCGACUACAAGCUGAGCGACUUGCAGCUGGUGUGCAAAAAAUAG